AUGGAAAAUCAGAAGCAAAAUGCGGAUCGCGCACCUGUGGAAGCUGAUUCGCGCGAUGGUGAAAAGGAAUUCAAAACUGGGAGAGAACGAAUUGAAAAAAUGUCAGCAGAAGUUGUGGAUUCAAACCCCUACAGCCGCCUAAUGGCAUUGCAGCGAAUGGGAAUCGUUAAGGAAUACGAAAAAAUCCGAGAAAAAAGCGUAGCCGUUGUUGGUGUGGGAGGUGUGGGUAGCGUAACAGCAGAUAUGUUGACACGAUGCGGUGUUGGUAAACUUAUGCUGUUCGAUUAUGAUAAGGUGGAGUUGGCAAACAUGAAUCGACUUUUCUUCACACCGGAUCAAGCAGGACUUUCAAAAGUUGAGGCUGCGGCGAAGACGUUGCAAUUCAUCAACCCUGACGUGGCAAUUACUACGCACAAUUACAACAUUACAACUGUUGAGAACUUUGAUCGGUUUCUCGAUGCCAUUCGAACAGGUGGUAUUGAAAAUGGUGCCCCAGUUGAUCUGGUACUCAGCUGUGUUGAUAAUUUUGAAGCCCGAAUGGCGAUAAACACGGCUUGCAACGAACUAAACCUCUAUUGGUUUGAAUCAGGUGUGUCCGAAAAUGCUGUUUCGGGUCACAUACAGUUCAUAAGGCCAGGAGAAACGGCAUGUUUUGGCUGCGCACCACCAUUAGUUGUUGCGGAGAACAUCGACGAAAAGACACUUAAACGCGAAGGUGUUUGUGCUGCUAGCCUGCCAACGACCAUGGGUAUUGUGGCCGGCAUGUUAGUACAGAAUACGCUCAAAUAUUUGCUUCAUUUCGGCAUUGUCUCUGACUACCUCGGUUACAAUGCAAUGAACGAUUUCUUUCCUAGUAUGAGUCUGAAACCGAACCCAACAUGUGAUGAUCGAUUUUGCAUUCAACGCCAGCAGGAGUACUUGGUCAAACCACUACCUGACUUGGAUGCCUCUAACGUCCCUGAAACGGAUUCUGGAAUUCCGCUGCAUGAAGAUAAUCUAUACGGUAUCGAAUUAGUGGUUGAAAAUGACGGCAUACUGACUAGUAGUGAUAAGUUACCAAACGUUGCAAGUAACAUUGUUGAAGGCCUGAAAUUGGCAUACGAUGCGGCUGUUAUAGAAAAUACAUCCCAGGUAUCAACGCAGGACGAUGUAAGCCUAGAAGAAUUAAUGGCACAAAUGUCAGGCAUGUGUAAAUCUUCCAAGAAAGAGUGA
Messenger RNA from Anopheles marshallii, 1212 nucleotides. It is a transcript of the gene Uba5, whose product is annotated as ubiquitin-like modifier-activating enzyme 5. Gene Ontology annotation, biological process: protein ufmylation. Lineage: Eukaryota; Metazoa; Arthropoda; Insecta; Diptera; Culicidae. The coding region runs from base 1 to 1212 and encodes 403 amino acids. Gene Ontology annotation, cellular component: cytoplasm; cytosol. The record is from RefSeq and is a predicted model, not a curated record. Gene Ontology annotation, molecular function: UFM1 activating enzyme activity. The transcript is spliced from 2 exons.